AUGGCGUGGUCCAAGUCGACGCGGAUCAGCAUCAUGCUGGCCAUCGAUGUCGUCUUCUUUCUCGUCGAGUUGAUUGUUGGCUUGGUCGUCAAGUCGCUGGCCCUGACUGCCGAUGCCUUCCACAUGCUCAACGACAUCAUUUCUCUCUGUGUCGGACUCUGGGCCGUCGCCGUCGCAAGAAAGGCUACUACCGACAAGUACUCCUACGGUUGGUUGCGAGCCGAGAUUCUCGGCGCCUUCUUCAAUGCCGUCUUCCUCAUCGCUCUCUGCGUCUCUAUUAUUCUCGAGGCCAUUACCCGAUUCUUUGACCCUCCCGAAAUCGAAAACCCCGUCCUUAUUCUCGUUGUUGGUGCAUUCGGCCUUGCCUCCAACCUCGUCGGCUUCUUUGUCCUCGGCGGCCAUGGCCACUCCCACGGCGGCGGCCACGAUCACGAUCACGGCGACGGCGAGCACGACCACGGACACGAUCACCCCCACUCUGCAGAACACGCUGCCGAGGAAGGCCGCGCCCAUGUCUCGCACGCUACGGACAACGAUGGUGGCAACGUUGGCGAUGUUCUUCCUGAAGCCAUCGUCGCUAGAGCCUCCGCCGGUGCCAACCCUGAGACGCCCCGUCGCAUUCGCUUCGAUGGGGAGUCCGACCCGUCGGGCCGAGCCCAAAGCCGCACAUCGGCCACCUCCAAGAGCCAGAACCGAAGAAACAGCUCGCGAAACCACUCGCGUCUCACUAGCAUUGAAGACAUUAGCAUCUAUCCUUCAAGCUUCCGCCAGGAAAUCAUUGACGCCAGCCGUUCUCAGCGUGACGGACAGGAAUCGACCACGAGCGAGAGCGAGGUCGAGGAGACCGUCAUCGAGGAUGGCGAGCCUGAUGAGCAGUCGCCUCUGCUCAAGUCUAAGGGCAACGACCACUCCUACAUGAUCGAGAACUCCCGUGGCCGAUCCUCCCACAAGCAUUCGAGACGCGAGUCCAGCCUUCACAUCGACCACAACCACAACAAGGAGCGCAAGAAGGCCUCUGGCGGCCACGGCCACGACCACGGCGAUAUGGGAAUGAACGCCAUGGUUCUUCAUGUCAUUGGUGAUGCUCUUGGUAACGUCGGUGUCAUUGUCACCGCUCUUAUCAUCUGGCUGACCGAUUGGCCUGGCCGUUUCUAUGCCGAUCCCGCUGUCUCUCUGUUCAUUACUCUCAUUAUCCUCAAGUCCGCCAUCCCCCUCACGAAGGCGACCUCCAAGGUCCUUCUCCAGGCUACCCCCGACAACAUCGACCUUCAAGAGAUCCGCGAGGACAUUGAGAAGUUGGAAGGUGUCAUCAGCUGCCACCACGUUCACGUCUGGCAACUCUCCGAUACCAAGAUUGUUGCCUCUCUUCACGUCCAUGUCAACUUCCCAAUCUCCGCCGAGAACGGCGAGAAGUACAUGAAGCUUGCAAAGUCGGCCCGCAGAUGUCUCCACGGCUUCGGCAUUCACGCGGCCACCAUCCAACCCGAAUUUUGCGGUGAUGACGAGCACCACAAUGUCACUGAGCCUGAGCGCAUUACUCAAUACGAUGGCACUGCCAUUGCUGGCUCGCCAAAGCAGACUUGUCUGUUACAGUGCGUAGACAAUUGCGAAGCAGGUGGCUGUUGUACCGAGUCUACAGCUGCUGGAAGUGUGCGCAGCCAGUCUACCCAUAGCCAUGACGGCCACGACCAUGACCACGGCAACGGUCACAGCCACGACGACCAUGGACACUCUCAUUAA
This is a messenger RNA of Colletotrichum abscissum, 1740 nucleotides long. RefSeq names its product cation diffusion facilitator. Lineage: Eukaryota; Fungi; Ascomycota; Sordariomycetes; Glomerellales; Glomerellaceae. The record is from RefSeq and is a predicted model, not a curated record. The coding region runs from base 1 to 1740 and encodes 579 amino acids. Gene Ontology annotation, cellular component: membrane. Gene Ontology annotation, biological process: intracellular zinc ion homeostasis; zinc ion transmembrane transport. The transcript is spliced from 3 exons. Gene Ontology annotation, molecular function: zinc ion transmembrane transporter activity.